UUCAAACCCAGAAACAAAUUUAAUGUCUUUUCAACACAACUCAAGACAUAUUUAAAGAAGAAUUUAUCUAACAAACCAGUAUUCUAAAAUAUGUCUUCAUCUCUCAAUCAAAAUAUAGAUUUUCUAACCCUGUUUUUGUCAAAUGUGAAAUGUCGGCAGCAAAUGGGUGGCCAUGAUUUGACCAUGUGUUGCAACACAAAAUGAGAUGGGCCGUCCUUUAGCAACGCUUGAGCACAGCAUAGGACAUAAACCAUUGCUUGUCAUCAGCUACAUCAUGAACCAUAUUCCACAGACAUGUUUUAUAAGUCCACAUUUAGUCUGCUACAGUGUCUCACCAAGAUGCGAAACCGUUUCUUCAACUUGUUGAGUUGGAUCAAAACAAAGCCAUGAGAUUUUUAUGUGUCAUCAUGACCACUGAUGAAAUUUGAGAUAAUAUUUCAAUCAGUGUGCUCUGGUUUAAAUGGGUAGGUUUUGCCUUAAACUCUUUUUAGUUUUUAGAUUUAUUUGUGAAGUCUAAAGUCUAGUUUCGGAAAAUCUGAUGUGCUCCUGCACCUAUUUGUGGGCCUGCUAUAAAUAGGGCCCUGCUGGCAACACAUGCAUGUCUAUGAUAGGCGGUUACAGAGAUUUUCUUCACACACUCUGGCUCCAAAACAACCCUGACAACAUCUUCAUGGAGCUUUUACAUGGAUACCACCAUUAACUAGGAGCCUUGAUCUUUGACAAGCGGUGGCUGUGAACAAGGAGCAGCCUUGUACUGUGGGUGAUACAUUUAUCUCGGAUUUAACACUUUUGGUGAAUUGAGGACGUGGACAAUGACUUCCAGAAGGCCAAUGACUCGCUCUUUUUCUGGCAAUGGGAGGACGAGCAGCUUCAGUGAAGAGGACAAGAGCUCUUCCAAUGGCCGUUCAGAAAGCCGCAAUACUUACCUCUCCAACAUUAGGCCUGAAAACAGCUAUUCAAGGUAUUCUCACUACAGACCAACGAGGAGCACGUUGUGCAGCGUCAUGGCUCAGCUGACUGAGGACAUACAGCCGUCUUUUGACACCACCUUGAAAUCAAAGGCAGUGUCAGAAAACUGUAAUGUGAAAUUCACAUGUGUGGUAUCAGGUACCCCAGCUCCAGAACUCAAAUGGUACAAAGAUGAUAUGGAAAUGGACCGGUACUGUGGACUCCCAAAAUAUGAAAUUCGCCGAAAUGGAAAAACCCACACGCUUCAUAUUUACAACUGCACAUUGGAUGAUGCAGCCAUCUAUCAGGUCUCAGCCAGUAAUAGUAAAGGCAUUGUCUCCUGCUCUGGAGUUUUGGAGGUUGGCACGAUGAGUGAGUACCAGAUCCACCAGCGGUUCUUUGCUAAGCUGAAGCAAAAAGCAGAGAAGAAGAAAAAAGACCUGGAGGAGUCGACCAACAAGGAGGAUAAAGAAAACCUUAAGAAAGAGAAACCGCAGAGUAGCCCAGAACCUCCUCCAAGGAAACGAUCUGUUCCACCACCAAAGGAGAGGGCAGUGGUCAAAGACUCUCCGGCUGUGGAGGAACUGGGAGCUGCUGCAGAGCCUAAUGGCAUUAACUCAGAAGUCACAGCUCCCAUGGACAGUGGUCUGCAGGAUGAAAAGGAAAUCUUCGCCAAAAAGAGAAUAAAGAUGUCAAAUGGUGUAGAUGCUGGGGUUAACAGCAGCAGUAGCAGCAAUAGUAGUCGAAGCCACGUCAUGGGGAAUGGAGGUGAAAACUGUUACGAUGGAGGAAUCAGCUUGGCACAAUUUUUGGCAGAGACUCUCCAGUCCCAGGCUGCUGAGGAGAAACAGAACUCGUCUAGAGUGGAGAAACCUAAAGAGAUGGAUACAGCAAUUGUAAGUGCCAAUAAAGAGAAAGAGAGUGAUCAAGAGAAGAUAUGUACAAAAGCAGAGGAGCAGGGAAAAGCAUUACAGGAAGAGUUUGAGAAAGAGAAAAGAAGAGAAGAGGAAUCAGCUACAGAAAGAGAGAAAGAAAGGCAAAGGCAGUUGGAGGUGUUGCAUACAGCAACCCAUGGCAAACAUGGUUCAGAAGUCAAACAUCAUAGCAAGGGUCAAAAGGAUCACGACCACCACAACAUCCAGGCUUCCAUCUCCUCUAUGCUCCACACAGUCAAAGACUUCUUCUUUGGUAAGAAUAAGAAGGACUCUCAUGAUCACUUUGAGAGUGAAGAAAGAGAGUUUGACCACUCACAUGACUCAGUGUUGCCGCUUCAACCAGAAAUGCCGCCAUCAUUUCAGCUGCAAAUGGAACAUAAUCAAGAGGUAUGCAGUUCUCCCACAGAGGAAGUUGUGUCGAUGGAAAUAGAUAAACCUAAGGAGCCUUCAGACACUGAGGAUGUAGGACAACAGUCAGUGUCAGUCGAACCACAUAAAUUUAAGGAUGUAGACAGUGUUUUACACAUAGACCUGCCACCAGCUCAUAAAUUGCCACCUGAGAGUGUAAAGGAGUCCACAGAGCAGAGUGUGACAGAGGCUGAUGAUGCUGUGGAGGCCAUGGAGGUGACUGUGGUACCAGAGAACAGCGAUGUCGUUGAAGAAAUGUCAUUGACUGGGCUUCAAGCUCUCACUGAGGCUGAAAAGAAAGAUUCUGAGGUUGUCUCCGUUAUCAGAGAGGUUCCCAUUCACCAGCAAGACCCAGAAUGCUUGGCAGCUUCAGCACAGUCUAAUCAGGAGGGUGCAAGAAAUGAGUCUUCACCAAGGGAAGAUACAUCUGUCUUGCCACAGACUCAAGCCCCUUCUGAUGAAGAAUGCCCCCCCACAUCCACCCUCGCUAGUUUGGAAGAUAGUUGGACUCCCCCCCACAGCGUUAUCUCAGCAAGACGUAGCCACAAGCUUGGAGAGGCACCCACUGAACCUUUCCAGGAGGAGAAACUAAGUGUUGAUAAGAUGGACAGGGAUGGUGAUCCAAAAACAGAGGAGGCCUCUUCUUUUAAUAAGUUGCUUGAGGAAGAGAAAGAUGAAGUGAAAUCAAAUAAUCACCCAUGUUUGGAUAUAAACAGAUCUGAGAUUACUGAAAUAACAACAUCUUCGCUGGAAGACAGAAUAGAACCAUGUGAAUCUAUAACACCAGAUCAGGUGUUUUCGCCUCUUUCUGCUGUGGUGGCACGCAGUGCAGAGAGAGAUCGUGUAAAUGAAGAGACCAAGUGUGCCUCACUGAUUCAGGAAAUGAAUGUAGGAUUUCCGCCCACUGGAGUCCCGAAGAGUUUAGAGAAGGGUGACCUACAAAUGCAGCAUGAAUGCACACCUUCUAACGCAGAGGAAAUCACAGAAAGUGUCAAUGCUGUACAGAGUUCAAGCUCAGAUGUUAGAAGCAGUGAGGAGAGGUGUGGAUUGAACAAAGUACUGAGUUCUGCAGUGGAGAAAGAUUUAGAGAGCAAUUUGUUUAAUAGUCUAAAAACACAGCAACAAGCAAUUCUAGAGGGUGAGAGCAAUGACGUGAGGAAUAAGAGUUUACAGUUUGAAGCAGAGACAGAAAAGAGAACUCUAAUGAAGGAAAAAAAGUUGGAUGAAAUGAAGAUCCUUUCAGUAAAACAAGACAAUGGAAGUAACGCUAAUAUUUUGGAGGAACACAGUAAUAUUGCAUGUCAAGACAGCAGGGAGAGACAGCAUGGUUGGCCCUCAGAGAGUAUCCCACCAAUCCAAAUAUCUACUGUUGAAGACAUCACAGAUAUUAAACCACCUGUGCCAGAUUUGAGGCCAAAGGAACCUCUCAUAGUGCCAAAAAUUGAAAUAAUGGAGCCUGAGCUCAAAGGGUGCACUCUGCCGCUAACUAUUUUGGCACUAAACAAGCCAGAGACAAGUAAUUUGCAAGACCAUGAUGUAACUCAUGAGUCAAAGAUAAUAAUCCAAGACCAGAGCCUGGCUGAUUCUCCAGGUUCGCUGCCCACACAGGAAGGUAUGCAGAAUAAUUACCAUCUCUCACCUACAGAGAAAGUCAAGGAAGUUGCUCAAUUCUAUGACGAGACCGACACGCUUGAACGGCAGCAGCUGCGUGGGAAAAGCAGCGAACAGGUCCCUCAGAUGGACUAUGCAUCAAUUCCUGUUAUAAGUGUUUCAUGUACUGAUGAAAAGGAGGACGGUGCUUUUGUAAACACUCAUGAUUCGCAUGCACAGCCAGCUUUUGAAAUUCCAAAGGUACCUUUGUUUGUGGUGCCACCAAUCUCUGUUACUUGUCAUGAAAGUGAUCCUGAACCCAGUCUGCCCUCUCAUAGCGAGUCAACAGAAACAGAAACUUUAGCUGGCACGCAAAGGGGAACAAAGCAUGAUGGUGACAAUAAUAUGACCACGAAGCCUGAAAAAACUCAAAUUAGAAGACAAGACCUGGAGGAAAAGAGCAUAAAAGAGAACACUUCCACUGUGUUAUAUGAAGCUCUAAUACCAAAAGUUGGUGACAGUAUGCCCUCAUUGAGUAAAACAACAGAGGACAACUUGGAAAUCUUGAAGCCAAAAUCCAUAAAAGAUGCCAAGACAGAAAAUUCUGUUGAAGACCUCCAAAAAAAUAGAUUUUCUGUUGAGAGACUCAGCUCCAAACCCCCAGCAUAUCCAUCACUGAGUCCAGCCAGUCUUCGCAAAUUUAUGUCCAAAGCUGCUCCAGAGUCAGACAACGAUUCUGGGACAGCUGCUCGUGUAAGUGACAAGACCGAGGAAGACCUCAGCGGAGGCUCGACGCCAACAUCAUCCCUCUCCUGUGAAAGCAGUCCCAGGAUGAAACGCAGAGACAGUCUGACACUCAUACGGUCGGCCACACCUGAAGAGCUGGCCUCUGGAGCUCGACGCAAGAUCUUCUUCCCAAAAAAUAAAGACGAUGUAGAGAUAGCAGUGUUUGGUACGUUAGAUACUCAAGGCAAGAAGGAGAGCCCCUACAUGUCACCCAGCCAGGCUCGCAGGGCAGCAUUACUACAGGCCUCCACAGGACAAAACACCCCACCAAUGGAGAGACGCUCCCCGCUGCUGAGUCGCAGAAAGGCCACUUUGGAGGUGCCAAAGGUCGUGGAACAGGCUCCAACAGAAGAGCCAGCUGGCAACAAGCAAGAGGAGAAACCAGCUGAAAAGAAGAUAGACCCACUGAAAGCACCUCAGGUUAUCCGUAAGAUCAGGGGAGAGCCAUUCCCAGACGCCUCAGGACACCUGAAGCUGUGGUGCCAGUUUUUCAACGUGCUCAGUGACUCCACCAUUAAGUGGUACAGAGAUGAGGAGGAAAUACUGGAGGUGAAGCGAAGUGGAGGAGAUGAAAGCCAAGUAGCACUGGCUAUUGUUUUGGCAUCCAGCCAAGACUGUGGAGUUUAUGGCUGUACGAUCAAAAAUGAAUAUGGGACUGACACUACUGACUUCCUGCUCAGCGUAGACAUUCUGUCUGAAAUACUACUUAAAGAUGAUUUGGAAGUUGGAGAGGAGAUAGAGAUGACCCCGCUGCUGUUCACCAGAGGCCUGGCCGACUGCGGCAACUGGGGUGACAAGUACUUUGGUCGCAUCAUGACUGAGACGGUGCACAUGGGAGAGGGCUACGCUCACAAAGCCAGCAGGGUGAAGGUCAUUUACGGCCUCGAUCCUGUCUUUGAAUCCGGAAGCACUUGCAUCAUCAAAGUUCAAAACCCCAUCGCCUAUGGGACCAAACAGGAGAGUAACCUUGCAGAGAGAAAUCUAGAAAUUACUAAGCAAGAAUGCAAAGUCCAAAACAUGAUUCGAGAAUACUGUAAAAUCUUUGCAGCUGAGGCGAGAGUUAUUGAGAACUUUGGCUCUGUACUAGAAGUGAUUCCUCGAUAUCUGAUGUACAGACCUGCAAACUCUGUGCCGUAUGCCACAGUGGAAACUGAUCUUACAGGUGUCUUCCUUAAGUAUUCUGUGAUGGAUCCUAAAGGCAAGUUGAUUUCACAAAACGUUUCUGAGCUCGAGCAGAAAUGCAGUGCCUUCCAACACUGGAUCCAUCAGUGGACGCAUGGGAAUCUGCUGGUCACUCAGCUGGAGGGUGUGGAAUCAAAGAUUACAAAUGUUCGAGUUGUGACCAAGUCAAAAGGAUACCAAGGAUUAACCGAGUGUGGCUCUCCUGAAGUAAUCGAACAGUUCCUCGCACAACAUCAAUGCAACUACUACUGUGGACUUCUUGGCCUGCGCCCGGUCAAGACUAUGGAUAGUCUGCAACAGCCCACCAAGGUCAAGGGCUCCAGAAGCCCCCUGCUCAACCGGAAGCUGGGCUCUAGCAGCCCACAGCUACAGCGAAAAGGACACAGCCCUCAGAUGUCUAGAAAGGCUAAUCCUAGCCCAAAGGUGACUAGGAAAGUUCAGGAGACAGAGGACAAUAAAUCAGGUGACAAACCAAAGCCUGCAGAAACUCUUGAUGUUCUUGAAAUGAGGUAGGAAAAAAGACUUCUUUAGUUUCAAGCAAUAUUUUAUUGCUUCUAAUGGUUUUGGAUUACCUGUUUCUUCAACGGCAGCAAGAGUAGAGGAAAAGAGCCGUUUAUUGACCUGAUUUGUAAGAAAAAACUACUGUGAAUUUCUGUUGCCUACUAUGAGACAUCUGUCCUCCAGGCAGACAGUUAACUUGUUACACCAGUAUAGUUUAAAGGUUUAUGGGGAUGUGUGGAGUGAUAGGCGCAGGGUGUUUGACCUUAUAGCUCACAGGUGCCGAACAGCAAGAGUCAGUGUUUUUUUUUUUUUUUGUUGUUUUUUUUUUUUUUUUUUUUUUACUCUGAAAGAAUGAGAUUAGAAUUGACAUAGUGCUACUAAAACACUUGCCUCAGAGUCUUAUCAGCUCUAUAAGUGGACAAAUGACUCUCCAAGAAGAGUUUGUCAGAUACAUCGGAAAGAGAUGUCAACAUUUAAGUGUUUUAAUUUGACAGAAUGUGACGUUUAAAAUGUAUGUGACCACAGAAUACGUGUAUGUAUUAUUAGUAAUAUAUUAUUAGUAAAUGCUGCAUGGUCAUCUGUGAUGUACAGUAUGUGUGCAGGGCAUCAAGUUGAUUUCAGAGAUGAUAUUUAUGGGUAGCAUUAGAUUCUGCCUUGUCAGCAUUUCGUUGCACAGCAAAGUUGAGCUCAUGCUGUGAAAUAACAGCGCCAUUUUUAGGUCGAAGAUGUUUGUGUGCACUUUGUUUUUUUGGCAUUGCUUUCUAGUAGUUUUUGAGUACUUUGUGUCCAUUUAUUAUGCCUUUAAUCUGUCCUUAUACAGUGUUUCAGAAUGUAUUCUCUUGAACUCAACUAACAAAAGCAAUGAGCAGCAAGGGGCUUACAGUAAACUCUUUAACUAUGCUGGGUUCAUGCUCACAAACGCUCAAGUGUGUUCUCAGGAGCAAGGAAAGCUGUUGAAUGAGUCCCAGGCAGUAAUCAGGACCUGACCUAUGGACUCUAGUAUAAAAACACACCAAAGAAAAUAACCAAAAGAGCAGACCCUGAAUUUACAUUAGUCUGUUUAUCAGAGUAGGGCUCACUGUGGGAUUUUUUUCAGCAGCUUUACCUGAAAAAGAGAUAAGUUUGUGAUAGUUUUGACAGAUGGUCAGCAGUGAACACACCAGCAAGGACAUUAGGAUUAGAAUAAAAUCUGUUACGUUAUUUCAUGAGUUUGCACAAGUAUGUGUGGUUAAAUUCCAACAGAGGUCAGUUCCCUUUUACAAUUAACAAACUGACUAGAACUCUUUAGGAAUUUCUCCAAUUGAUUCUUGGUUAAUGAUUAAUUAGAGUUUUUAGCCACUUCGGAAUUCAUUAACUGCAUGAAACCUUGUUCGUAGAAAAAAAACAAAAUCCCAAAGGCAAUAUUUGAAAUGGAGUUGAAAUAAUUGAAAUAGAAAAAUAAGAUGAUGAUGGUAAAACACAGUCAUCAAGGUGUGGUGUAAACCCAAGUGUUGUAUUGUUUUUAAGUGUACAUAAAGUCAAAGGACUAAACAUCUGAAGUAGCGUGAAUAAAAAUAGUAAAUGGUGAGGGAGCGUGUGAAUGACUGAGCGAGAGGAUAAAUGUGUGUUUACAAUGUGUGCUCUCUUUAGUAUUUCACAUCAUGUCAGCUGAUGAUUGUUGUUUUUUAAAUAAAUGUGUAAAAGCUGUCUAAGCAUGA
This is a messenger RNA of Amphiprion ocellaris (clown anemonefish), 8047 nucleotides long. RefSeq names its product alpha-kinase 3a (gene alpk3a). Gene Ontology annotation, cellular component: nucleus. The transcript has 15 exons. Gene Ontology annotation, biological process: protein phosphorylation; cardiac muscle cell development. The record is from RefSeq and is a predicted model, not a curated record. Gene Ontology annotation, molecular function: ATP binding; protein serine/threonine kinase activity. The coding region runs from base 813 to 6362 and encodes 1849 amino acids. Lineage: Eukaryota; Metazoa; Chordata; Actinopteri; Pomacentridae.